Homarus americanus (American lobster) is the source of this 2728-nucleotide messenger RNA. It is a transcript of the gene Tom70, whose product is annotated as mitochondrial import receptor subunit TOM70-like. Lineage: Eukaryota; Metazoa; Arthropoda; Malacostraca; Decapoda; Nephropidae. The record is from RefSeq and is a predicted model, not a curated record. Bases 35 to 1780 code for a protein of 581 amino acids. Gene Ontology annotation, molecular function: protein binding. The transcript has 10 exons.
CUCCAACAUCAGCCAUUUUUGCUGUCCCGUAAACAUGGCGCUGUCCAAGUACUCAUCGGAUGAGACCGGUAUCCCAAAAUGGCAGAUUGCACUCGCCCUUGGAGGAACACUGGCAGCCGGAGCUGGGAUAUACUACUAUAUGAUUAGGGAAACAAGUAAAAAAGGGGGAAAAGCAAAGACAGCGGCCAAAAAGUCUCCAGACACGGCGGACAGUUUGCCGUCGCCCACUGAAGCACAGUCACCCAAGGCAGACGACGUUGUUAAUUUGAGUCCAUUAGAAAAGGCACAGAGUUGCAAGAAUAAAGGAAACAAAUACUUUAAAGGUGGUAAAUAUACAGAGGCCAUCAAGUGCUAUAACGAAGCAAUAGAAGAAUGUCCAUCAGAGAAAACUGUCGAUUUGUCCACAUUUUACCAGAAUAGAGCGGCAGCAUAUGAGCAACUGAAAAACUGGGAAUGUGUUCUCCGAGACUGUACUGCGGCUUUGGAACUUAAUGAGCGAUAUGUAAAGGCUCUGCAGAGAAGAGCAAAAGCCUGUGAAGUAUUGAAGGAUUUAGAACAAGCUCUGGAAGAUUUGACUGCUGUGUGUAUCAUAGAAUCAUUCCAGAAUCAAGCUACACUUGUUAAUGUAGAUCGUGUACUGAAAGAGUUAGGUCGCAUGCAUGCUAAAGAGGCCAUGGAGGAGAGGGAACCUGUGAUGCCCUCAAAGCACUUUAUCAAGACGUUCUUUGAAUCAUUUGCGGAGGAUCCCAUCUUCAACUCGGUUGACAAAGAGAAGGAGGGAGACGUGGAUGAAAUGGAACGUCCUCCAGAAAAAAAUACUUCCAACAAUGGUUACCUGAAGGCAAGGCAACAUCUACAGGAAGGAAAUUAUGGAGAAAUCAUAGAAUGCUGUCAGAAUGAAUUAGCAAAUCCUCUCACCCCCCACAAAGUUGAGUCUCUACUACUGAGAGCUACACUGUACCAGCUGCGGGGGGAGAGCAAGAAGGCCAUGGAUGAUCUCACAGCCCUCAUCAAUAUUGAAGAUUGUCCCCUGAAGAUGCGAGUAAAUGCCCUGGUGAAGCGUGGAUCAUUAUACAUGCAACACGAGAGAGUGGAUGACAGCCUUCGUGACUUUGACCGAGCAGCCCUCCUUGACCCCACAAAUUCUGAUGUCUUCCAUCACAGAGGACAGAUUCAUUUGCUAAUUGGAAAGGUUGAUGCAGCCAUGUCAGAUUUCAAGACUGCUGUUGAUCUCAAUUCAAACUUCCCAAUUGCCUUUGUACAGCGGUGCUACACAGACUACAGGUAUGCUUACCAGCUUGGUGACAAGGCAAAGGUUGAGGAAGUAAUGAAGAAAUUUGAAGAAGCUAUUAAGAAUUUCCCCAAGUGUGUGGAGUGUUAUGUUCUUUACGCUCAGGUGCUGUGUGAUCAGGGAGAACACGAACAAGCAGAUGGUUUUUACAACAAAGCCUUGGAGGUAGAUCCUGAGAAUCCCACAACGCUGGUUCAUCGUGCCCUCCUUGUACUCCAGUGGAAGGGUGACCUAGCACAAGCCAGGUCGUACAUUACACAAGCUCUUGAAAUAGAUGACAAAUGUGAACUGGCAUAUGAGAAUUUAGCUACAAUUGAAGUGCAGACUGGGAACUUGAAGAGAGGUGUGGAACUGUUUGACAAGGCAAUUCCAUUAGCCAAGACAGAAAUGGAAAUGGCGCAUCUCUUCUCACUGCGAGAUGCAGCGGUUGCACAAUUGAAAAUCGUUGAAAAGAUGGGCAUUAAUAUCCCUAACCUAGGCUCUUUGUAAAUGGACCAGUAGAAUUUUAAGGUUGCUUCAUGUUGGGGAAAAAAGAAACUUUAAUCAGAGCAUGAACUUUGUGCUCACAGGUUUAAUUUUGUGGUUGAGUGGAAUGGAUGGGACUCAUUAUCUGAAAUUUGAAACUGAGGUCAGUCAUAUGAUGAUCAUUUUGCUUGCAGUGAAGUGUUUGGAUGAAUGAGAUAAAAAAUUCAAAUUCACUUGAAAAAGACAUUAUUUAAUGCUCCAAAGUAACAAUUGAUUAUGAAUUUUUUUCCUGCAGAGCUAUCCUUCAAAGGUAUAUCAUUCCUGUAUUGUAAAUACAUGUAUUUAACCUUCCACAAUUAAGAAAUUAUGUGAAAUUGGAUAAUUCUUAAUACUGUAUUUAGAGAAUCGUAUUUUAGUUUGUGAGUCUUUGUGGACACAUUUCUGGCUGGUAUAUUAUGAGCAGAACUAGUCUCUCAAAUUCUGCAGGUUACACACACAGAUUUUGCAACAUUUGUUGAUUCAAGCACGCAUGUUUUCAUGUUUACAAAAAACAAAACCAUUUAUGCUGCAGAAUUUACAGAUGCACAAACACAGGUGCUUACUGAGUCACACACACCUAUUUAAAGACUGUAAAUUGCAGGUUCCUAAGUAUCAUACAGUACUGUAUACACAUUUUGAAGUCAUGGCCCCAGAAUACACCCAUUGGUACCACACUGAAUUUGGAAAUGCAUGUAUACAGUAUUUGUUUUUGAAGUAGUACUGGUCUUUACAUGUUAUGAGUAUGUGAUAGUUCCAGGUUAUUAGUUUAAGUGUAGUUAUUAUACACUUUGAAUAAAGAAGGGUGUAGGGUUUAGUGUGUUAAUACCAGUACAGUACUGUACAGUAAAGCCUUGAAUAACGACGGUAAUGUGUCCUCCAAUAUUGCAGUGUAAGGUGAAUCAUCGUAUCGUGAAUCAUUAAUUACUAUAAAAA